AUGGCGGUCUGGACGGCCAUCCAGACUAGCAAGAAUCAGCGUUAUAUCUUGAACCUGGACAUCUCGGAGAGGCAGAGGAUGAUCAAACUGCGAGAUAAGCCCGAGCCGGGUGACUUAUUCCGGACGAUAAAGCUUAUGGACCGAUUCCAGAAGCUAGGCGAGAAGAAGCGCAAUGAGAGCAUGGAGGAAUGGCUCAGCGAAUAG
Aspergillus fischeri NRRL 181 is the source of this 204-nucleotide messenger RNA. RefSeq lists its product as uncharacterized. Bases 1 to 204 code for a protein of 67 amino acids. The record is from RefSeq and is a predicted model, not a curated record. Lineage: Eukaryota; Fungi; Ascomycota; Eurotiomycetes; Eurotiales; Aspergillaceae. The transcript has a single exon.